UAUGUCAGUUGAACAGCGACGCCGCUGACGACGCAGGUGAAAGCGACGCUCUCCCUCGAUCGAGCUUCAAGAAUAUCAGCGUAAAAAACCGUAAUCGAAGUACGGUAAAAAGAGAAGAAAAAACAAAACUUCCGAGGAAGAUUAAGAAGUUCGAUUUGACAAACCAACGACAACAAGAGUAGGAAUAAUUUUUUAUUUCUAUUCCUCGUCUUUUUUUCGUUAAAUUUGUUGGUUUUUUCCCUACAAAUUUUAGCUAACCGAAAGCUGCUGCUGACAAAAUUUUACCACGAAAUAGUGAAUCAUUGAUUUUCACCUGAUUCGAUAGCGAAACAGAAAGAGAGAGAGAGAGAGAGAGAGAGAGAGACGAUCCUUGUUAGGAGAAAGUAAGCGGAGAGAGACUUGGUGAAAAAGUAUUUUACAACUUUUAUUACUGUACGUAUAAAUAGCGUUAUAAAGUUUCUGCAGGCUGUAUAUUGCAAAUCCACGACUGCAUUUCUUCGCUUCUGCAGUGAUAAAUAAACCAUUACUGUGGCACAAAUUCAUGUGCUAAGUGUAAAACGAACGAUCGAGUUACCGAGGGUGGAAUAAACGUUGAGACGACUGAAAUCGUGGAAACAAGUGAGCUAAUAGUAUUAAUGACAAGUUUCAGAAGAGUGUUCAGGUGCUUUUUGAGCUUUGCAGUGAUCGGAGAAAAUUCAAGAGUAUAAAUAAUCUUUCGUUUUAAAUUCUUGCGGCGAUUCGCCAGCAGCGGUAGCAGAUUCUGCGAGACGGAUAUCGCAACUUCGUUCGUCGCUAUUUUGAUAGAAAAUAAACAACAAAUAAACAAGAAUACACGACAUAAUCGGCGACUUUAUCCAUCGCAGAAUAGUUGUUCGUUUCAUAUAUCGUUGUGUGUGAUAAUCAAGAAGUAAAAUAAAGUUGGUAUAAACAGCGUGGUAAAAAGUACAAGUAAAACAAAAGGCAGGGGGAGAGGAAGAGAUAUAUCGACACGAAAAAUUGUGCGUGAAAUAAAACUUUAGACUGCACGCGCGACUUCAAGGCGGUACCAUGUCUUCUUCGGUGAAAUUCUACGCAAGGAUCACGAUUUUAUUACUGUGCGGACUCUGCAUCGGAACGACGCAAGGGCUGAACUGCUUUAUAUGCGGAAUGUACAACGACGGCGUCGGCAGCAUCACUCCCUGUCUAAAUUACACAGCUCAGAUGCAUCUGAACGAGUGUCCGACGGUUUCGUCAUGGUGUAUCAAAUAUGUCAGCGAGGGUUCCAUUGUUCGAGACUGUGUACCGGAAUGCCAACAGAAAGAGUCCUGGAGCACUAAAACAUACUGCUGUCGGGAAGAUGGAUGCAACUCGGCCCCCGGAUCGUCGUCGUCCACUUCCAGCGCCAUCAUGUGCGCCUUGGCAGUGUUCCUUAGCCUCUUCCUUCAGCAGUGGAGCAAUCUUCGUGGCUAAUAACGCUGCUCCGAGGGAUCCGUACAUAAACAACAACCGCGGGCGGUAACAGACCGUGAUUAAUUCCCCAUCUCACCCAGCGUCUCUGCUUCUUCUUCUUCUUCUUCUUCUUAUUCUUCUUAUUCUCCUUCCUAUUCUUAUUCUUCUUAUUCUCAUCCACUCAGACUUCACGUUCCUUUAUCUCAUUUCAUCGUUCUCUUCUCGCCCACCUUCCACCACUUUAGCUGUCCUGUGUAUUGUGAUCGGAAAACAAACGAACAACGGAGAAUCGGAUACAAAUAUCAAUAACAAUAAUUAUAUAAAUAAUAAUUAUAAUACGUUACCCCUUGUUUCUUUGUUUUAUAGCGUUUAACACCGCGAGCCUUUUUAUUUUGCGAAUAUUAAAACUUGUCAACGAAAUUCACGAAAUUUUAUCCGAACCUUGCGGUUUUUCUUUCAUUUUCCUCUCUCUUCAUUCGUUUUCCUCAAAUAAAUAUUCGCUCUUUCUAGUCAUUAUCAUUAUUACUAUUAUUGCUAUUGGUAUUAUUAGAGUACAUAAUAGGUAUAUUUUUUCGUUGCAUUAUAAAUUUGUAAAUAUACGCAACUUUGACUAUUACUAAUAAUGAUAUUAUUAUUAAUAAUAACAUAGCUUGUAAACAUUGAGAAGAUACGUAGUUGUAUAAUCAGUUCUCAUGAAGGAUCACAUUCUAAAAUACUAUAUAUAAUAUGAUAACGCGAUAAAGAUAAUUGUAACGAUAACGAUUACAAUACAAUAACAUGCAUACAUAUAUAUAUAGAAAGUAUAGAAGUAUAGAAAGAAGAAGAAUGAAAGAAAGAAAAAAGUAUCGAAUUGAGAGGAAAAAAAAAACACAUUCAUAGGUAUGAAUGAAACGAGAGAAAGUCGGUAAAACGAAAUGAUAAAAAAAAAAAAAAAAACAAAAAAAAAACCACAAACAC
Neodiprion virginianus is the source of this 2385-nucleotide messenger RNA. Its product is annotated as lymphocyte antigen 6G. The record is from RefSeq and is a predicted model, not a curated record. The coding region runs from base 1048 to 1449 and encodes 133 amino acids. Lineage: Eukaryota; Metazoa; Arthropoda; Insecta; Hymenoptera; Diprionidae. The transcript is spliced from 4 exons.